Molecule: messenger RNA, 2649 nt
Organism: Arachis stenosperma
Lineage: Eukaryota; Viridiplantae; Streptophyta; Magnoliopsida; Fabales; Fabaceae
Product: subtilisin-like protease SBT1.7
Exons: 1
Coding region: 82-2388 (768 amino acids)
Biological process (GO): proteolysis
Molecular function (GO): serine-type endopeptidase activity
Source: RefSeq, a predicted model, not a curated record
ACUAUUACUAUCCCUGCAUCUAAGAAGCCAUAGACUAAAUUGGCUUACACAGAGAGAGUUAGAGUGAGAGAGUUCUGUGACAUGAUGAAUUCAAUGAUUUUCAAGUGUGUUCUGCUUAUGGUUCUGUCCUGCAGAUACACCAUAGCAGAAACCAAAACAGAGUACCCCAAAAAGAACACAUAUAUAAUUCACAUGGACAAGUUCAACAUGCCAUCAAGUUUCAAUGACCAUCUUCAGUGGUAUGAUUCAUCUCUCAAAGCAGUUUCGGAAUCUGCAGAGAUGCUCUACACCUACAAACAUGUAGCUCACGGAUUCUCCACAAAGCUAACUGCUCAAGAAGCAGAAUUACUUGCCAACCAACCGGGAAUCCUCUCUGUUAUCCCUGAAGUUCGAUACGAGCUUCACACAACUCGAACACCAGAGUUCUUGGGGUUGGCAGAAAAAACAUCAACUCAUGCAAUUUCCUCUGACAAACAAAGCGAAGUGAUUGUUGGAGUGCUUGACACCGGAGUAUGGCCUGAACUUAAAAGCUUCGACGACACGGGGCUUGGACCGGUACCAAGCAGUUGGAAAGGCACUUGUGAGACAGGUAACAACUUCAACUCGUCAAAUUGUAACAAGAAACUCGUUGGUGCAAGAUUCUUUGCCAAAGGAUAUGAAGCAGCCUUUGGACCCAUCGAUUUGAAGACAGAAUCAAAAUCGCCUAGGGAUGAUGAUGGCCAUGGAAGUCACACUUCAACUACAGCAGCAGGAUCUGUUGUUUCAGGAGCUAGCCUCUUUGGUUAUGCUUCAGGGACAGCAAGAGGAAUGGCCCCACAAGCACGUGUGGCCGUUUACAAAGUGUGCUGGAUUGGAGGGUGCUUCACUUCAGAUAUCGCUGCUGCAAUCGACAGGGCCAUUGAAGAUGGUGUGAAUGUGCUUUCCAUGUCUAUUGGGGGGUCUGUAACUGAUUACUCCAGGGACAUUAUUGCAAUUGGAACAUUUGCAGCCACAGCACAUGGAAUUCUAGUAUCCAAUUCUGCAGGAAACAGUGGCCCUAGUGAAGCAUCCGUGUCUAACGUGGCUCCAUGGAUAACCACCGUUGGUGCUGGAACUAUAGACCGUGAUUUCCCUGCUUAUAUCACCCUUGGAAAUGGAAAGAAAUACGCGGGGGUGUCUCUUUACAACGGAAAACUACCAUCUAAUUCUGCAGUGCCACUUGUCUAUGCCGGCAAUGUAAGUAGUUUAUCCAGUGGACGUCUAUGCACCAAGGAUAGUUUGAUUAGCAGUAAAGUUUCGGGCAAAAUCGUGGUGUGCGAGCGCGGAGGAAAUCCAAGAGUGGAAAAGAGUUUGGUUGUGAAGAAGGCUGGAGGAAUUGGGAUGAUUCUAGCAAACACUGCAGAAUAUGGGGAAGAGCUAGUUGCAGAUUCUUUCCUCAUCCCUGCAGCAGCAUUAGGCCAGAAAGAGAGCAAUGAAGUAAAGAAGUAUGCAGCCUCAACUCCAAAUCCAACUGUCAAAAUUGAAUUUGGAGGCACGCAUUUAGGGGUUCAGCCAUCCCCAGUGGUGGCAGCAUUCAGCUCCAGAGGACCAAAUUUGCUCACUCCAAAAAUACUCAAACCAGAUUUGAUAGCGCCUGGAGUGAACAUCCUAGCUGGGUGGACCGGAGCAGUUGGACCAACCGGUUUGUCUGUUGACAAAAGGCAUGUGAGCUUCAACAUCGUCUCUGGCACUUCCAUGUCCUGCCCCCAUGUUAGUGGCCUAGCUGCCCUUCUUAAGGGAGCACACCCUGAAUGGAGCCCUGCAGCCAUAAGGUCUGCCCUUAUGACCACAUCCUACACAUCCUACAAAAAUGGACAAUCCAUAAAAGAUGUUGCAACCGGACUGCCAGCUACGCCAUUCGAUUAUGGUGCCGGGCAUGUGGAUCCAGUGGCUGCUCUUGAUCCUGGUCUUGUCUAUGAUGCUACCGUGGAUGAUUACCUGAGCUUCUUCUGUGCCUUGAACUACACUUCAUCUCAAAUAAAGCUUGCCACAAGAAGAGUAUAUACCUGCAGCAAAAGAAAGACCUAUAGAGUUGAAGAUCUCAAUUACCCAUCUUUUGCUGUUCCUUUUGACACAAGUUCAGGCAUAGGUGGUGGUUCUAACGCACCAACCACUGUCCAAUACAAGAGGACUUUAACCAACAUGGGCACCCCAGCAACAUAUAAGAUUUCGGUGUCAUCAAAGUCUCCAUCCGUGAAGAUUGUGGUUGAACCAGAAAUACUUAGUUUCAAGGAAGUGAACGAGAAGAAGGGCUACACCGUCACAUUCACAGCAUCUUCAAUGCCGUCCGGCACCAACAGCUUCGCUUUUCUGCAAUGGUCUGAUGGGAAACAUAAUGUUACCAGUCCUAUUGCUUUCAGCUGGACCUGACAGUGAGAGAGAUUUGAAGGCCCUAACUCUGAAUUACAUAUGCAGCAAUACAUACAUGGUUGAGUACAAGGGUUCAUGUGAUGCUGUGUAUUUGGUCCAGCAAAGUAGGCCUAAGAGAACAGCUCCUGACUCAUGAUGAUGUAAUGUAUCUCUUAUGUUGUUCCUAUUUGAAGCUAGUCAAACAAUAAUUGUACAGAAAUAACUGUGCAAUGGCACUUUUAUAAUGUAGCUUAUAUAAUUGUACUUCUGAACUUAUUUGGA